Molecule: messenger RNA, 1134 nt
Organism: Marasmius oreades (fairy-ring Marasmius)
Lineage: Eukaryota; Fungi; Basidiomycota; Agaricomycetes; Agaricales; Marasmiaceae
Exons: 1
Coding region: 1-1134 (377 amino acids)
Source: RefSeq, a predicted model, not a curated record
AUGAGAAAGCCCGUCUUUCGUGGCCCCCCUUCUUCCAGUCCAUCCCACCAGAUGUCCUCGGCCACCAGAAGUAAAACCACUUCCGACUUUGCUCAUCUCUUCGAGCUCUUCGAUCAACUCGCAUCGCGUCGCCGCCGCCGAAACUCGUCCAUAGUAGAUGAUGGAGUCGACGUCCGUUCUAUCCCCGUUCCAAAAGACCUCGAGCCAGUGUUUCGAAGCCUUGUUUCCCUCGUUGGAACACGCCACCACCAAAUGUGCAGUAUUGGCGGGGACGGCCGACAGAGUUCCAUGCGAAGGAAGACGGUGUCUGGAGCAUCGACUACUGGCAACAAAAUUGGUGAUUCAGAUCUGGAACCUCCGGAAGAUGGUUGUAACAUGCGUACGACAGCCAGGUCCCAAUUCCCAUUAGACGGCGGGGAAUACCCUUUCACGUUCAAGAUGAUGCUUCACAAAUUGUACGAGUUGGAAGAGUGGGGGAAGAAAGUUAAAGAUGUUUUAGAGAGGUCCCAGAGCGAGUAUAAAUCCCUCACGUUGCAGGAACGUGAUAUUGGCGAUGGCAGUGAUAGCAGGAAGGGGAAAAGUAAGAGUCACCGUGACGGCGUCGCUGGGAGUGUUACUACUAGACGAGGCCCUCGCAUCGAAUUCGCCCAGAAUGUCGCCACCCCAUCACAAAGGAGAACAGUAGCACUGCCAACAGCACCAGCAACAAUGAAAGUGUUGGGUCGACCUCGUAGUCACACAGUUGCAGGUACGAAUGUGAGGGCUGGCGUUACUCGAGGCACGGAGCCACCCCAUUGGGUGAUGGCAGCAACGCGUGUCGCGCCACCACCACCACCACCACCACCACCAGCGCCGCAGGAAGAAGGUCUGAAAGCAGUAAAGAAGCGAUGCAUUGGGAGACGAAAGAGCUUGGGAGGAAAGAGGGAUUGGGUUUACGACGCUGCAGUUGCUUCACGGGCUCAGCUGGACGAGGGUCGUCGCAUUCCUUCAGUAGGGUCUCAGUCGUCUUUGAACCCGGACAUGAACAAGAACGACGGAAUUCCAAACCCGGAGGGAGGUCGAUUAAUUAUUGUGAGGCGCAGAGUUAUUUCGGUCGCUACUGCUAGCCCAUGGCGCUCGUCAGAACUGGCCUAA